Messenger RNA from Doryrhamphus excisus (bluestripe pipefish), 1999 nucleotides. Its product is annotated as Golgi reassembly-stacking protein 2-like. Gene Ontology annotation, cellular component: Golgi apparatus. NCBI's taxonomy places the organism in Eukaryota, Metazoa, Chordata, Actinopteri, Syngnathiformes, Syngnathidae. Gene Ontology annotation, molecular function: protein binding. Gene Ontology annotation, biological process: Golgi organization. The record is from RefSeq and is a predicted model, not a curated record.
AUUUUCUGCUCGGCUUUGAGCCAAAAAGCAAGGUUUUAAUGUUUCACGCGUAUCUCAAUCACUUCCUGUUCUUGAACGCACCGCCACGACUCAGUCAGUGACACUCGAGUCUUCACUGAGUAUCCGCGAGUCAGUAACAAUCACAUCUUUGUUAGCCUGUGACCCAGCUGACAAAGCCGUGAAUCAGUGACACUUGAGUCGUUGUCAAGCACCCAAGAGUCAGUAUCACAGGUGUUUUCAUGUACUCAUGAGUCUCUCCAAACCUCUGGCAUGAGUGAAGGAUGAGGAAAGGAGAGUUAUUUGAGCCAGGUGUGUUGCUUUUUCAGAGACAAGUACCCGUGAUUCCAGAAUCUGAAAAAAAAAAAAUCAACGAUUCGUUCAUGACUCGCCCAUCCGUACAGUACAUGACGCUUUAAAGAAAUAUGCAUAAGUUAACGAGUAACGAGUACAUUGUACGCAUAGAGGGAUGUGAAUGAUAGAAAUGAGCCCCCAAUAGCAGACAGGAAAGCAUCCGGGUCCCUUGCAGAAGGCCGUCUACGUGACGGACCGGAAGUGCUGUCAGCCAACCAGGAACCACAAUCAUUAGCGUGUCAUCGAUCACCACGACUGUCGCCUACUUUGAAAUCCACUCCAACUGCAGGAAAAGUCACCCAUUUGAGCUCCAUGGGGGGCUCUCCAAGCAUCCAGGUACCAGGCGGAGGAACUGAAGGCUACCAUGUUCUAAAAGUGCAGCAGAAUUCCCCCGGUUUUUGUGCAGGACUGGAACCGUUCUUUGAUUUCAUCAUCUCCGUAUGUGACACCAGGCUGAACAGGGACGGCGACGCCCUAACUGAGCUGCUGACCAGGAACGCAGACAGACCCGUCAAGGUGAUGCUGUACAGCAUCAGGACCCAGGCCGUGAGGGAGGCGGCGGUCACGCCCAGCAGCGUGUGGGGGGGCAGGGGGCUGCUCGGAAUCAGCAUCCGCUUCUCCAGCUUCCAAGGAGCCAGAGAAAAUGUCUGGCACGUCUUGGAGGUGGAGCCAAACUCCCCCGCAGCUCUGGCGGGUCUACAGGCCAACGUUGACUACAUCAUCGGUGCAGACACUUACCUGGACAAGAGGGAGGAUCUGUCCGUCCUCAUCGAGUCCCACGAGGGAAGGCAGCUGAAGCUUCACGUCUACAACACCCACACGGGCGACUGCCGCGAGGUGCUCAUCACACCAAACAGCCGCUGGGGGGGAGCGGGCAGUUUAGGCUGCGGGAUCGGCUACGGCUACCUCCACAGGGUGCCCACCGCCACCAAGCACCGCUGUACUCCAGCCGGGGACGAGGCCCUCACUGCUGUUCUUGCAACUCUUCCAGUCACAGCGUCCACUCAACAGGCCGAGGCUUCCUGCUCAGACUCGUCUUCUGACCUCACCAGCGUUGGGAUUGGUGCGCCCCCCACCGCCAGCACCCCGAUUUCCCCUGGAAACCACCAUGCAGUUCAUGCCGACCCCCCCACCCCCCCACAAUGUGAUCAGAAAUCUCAAGUCCAUCCUGCUGCAACGCCAGGUCUAACCCCCCCACAGCAUCCCACCCCCAUCUGUGAAUCUGCUCUGCCUCCGUACCUCCAUUUUCCUUCCACGCACGCUGCUGCCGCCGCCGCCAUGGAUCCCUCUUGUUUCACUGACCAGCAGCGACUCAGUCUUGGUGUCUAUCAGGGUGACUAAGGGACUUACAAAAUGCAGAGAACUUUUUUUGGGGGGGGGGGGUGUUUGGUUACUUGACGGGAUCUUUUAAGUAAAACGGCUUUACUUGCUAAAAACGUGUUAAAUGGAGGUUGUUCAUGUUGUAAAAAGAUAUUGUCACCUUGAUUAAACAUUUUAUGUCAUCUUGUUUUGUACUUACUGUACAUAAAUACAGGAAGUGGUUUAGUACAAGUCAUCAUUUAUACCCAAAUGCACUCACAGCACACCAAGGGCUCAUAACCUCAGUUUUCAUCAUCGACUAAACCCAAAACUUACGAAAAAAAUCAUU